Penicillium antarcticum is the source of this 2610-nucleotide messenger RNA. Its product is annotated as Major facilitator superfamily domain general substrate transporter. The coding region runs from base 1 to 2610 and encodes 869 amino acids. Lineage: Eukaryota; Fungi; Ascomycota; Eurotiomycetes; Eurotiales; Aspergillaceae. The transcript is spliced from 10 exons. The record is from RefSeq and is a predicted model, not a curated record. Gene Ontology annotation, biological process: transmembrane transport. Gene Ontology annotation, cellular component: membrane. Gene Ontology annotation, molecular function: transmembrane transporter activity.
AUGUCUAGAGCGAAGCCGGCAGAGGAACAAAUCGAGUUCCAGGUGAAGUCAGACAGUAAAGGUCAUGCACUUGAACAAAAUGUCCUCUACCAGGUCUAUGCGUCCAAAAGUCCGGAUUGGCAUCAGACUAUGACCCGGCGUCUGCUUCGCAAGGUCGACUUUCAUCUCUUGCCUGUUCUUAUACUGAUGUAUCUUUUGAACUUUUUGGACCGGAACAACUUGUCGCAAGCUCGUCUAGGCUCAUUGGAAGCAGACCUAGGCAUGAAGGGUACCGAUUACAACCUCGCAACAAGUAUCUUGUUUGUUGGAUAUCUCUUGAUGCAGUUGCCUUCCAACUUGCUGUUGACUCGAGUUCCUCCUUCGUUAUUUUUGGGAAUCGCAAUGGCCAUUUGGGGUGUCAUUUCCGCUUGUCAGGCAGCCAUUCAGUCAUUUUCAGGACUUAUUGUCACCCGGUUCUUCCUCGGAUUUAUCGAAGCGCCUUUCUUCCCCGGUGCUGUCAUGCUCAUGUCGAGUUGGUACACCCGACAGGAGUUGAGCCACCGCAUUGCCUGGUUUUACUCGGGAAGUUCAUUAGCAAAUGCCUUUGGCGGCCUCAUUGGAGCGGGCGUCCUAGGUAAUCUUGAUGGCGCGCAUGGAAUUGCCGGAUGGAGAUGGCUUUUCAUCAUUGAGGGUUGUAUUACGAUUGGAAUAUCUCUUCUCGCUGCUGUCUUCCUUCCAAACUAUCCUGCUUCUACCUCCUGGUUGGACGAGGAAGAACAAGCCUAUGCUCAAUGGCGUCUGAUGCACGAUGCCGGCGAAGCUGAUGAGGUUGGUUCAACCAGUAUCAGAGAGGCAUUGGCUCUGGUCUUUGCAGACAAGCGCAUCUACCUCUUCAUUCUACUUCAACAUACCUCGCUUCUAUCGCAGAAUUUCCAAUACUUCUUCCCAACCAUUGUGCAGACACUUGGAUACGGCAAUAUCGAGACCCUUCUCAUUACUGCGCCCGUAUGGAUUGCCACAUUCUUAACCUCGCUGCUCGUAACAUGGACAUCGGGGAAAACAAACGACCGCAGUCUGCAUAUUAUUGUUUUGAUGAUCGUCAGUGUUGUUGGAGGGAUCAUCGUUACUGCGAGUGACAAUAUUGGAGCUAAAUUCUUUGCGAUGUUCCUAAUGCCAAUGGGAGCCGUCUCUGCAUAUCAGAUCAUCGUUGCUUGGGUGGCUAAUUCCUUCCCUCGGCCGUUGGUCAAACGAUCCGCUGCGAUUGCUGUUGCGAAUAUGAUCGGUAAUACAGCUUCAAUUUAUGGCAGCUAUAUGUGGCCAUCUUCUUCGGGGCCUAGAUACAUCCCGGGGGGUAGUGCGACCGCUGCGAUAGCAUUUCUCGUCGCAUUGGUGGCACUCGUCAUUCGCCUUGUUCAUAUGCAUAUGAACAAGCAAUUGGAUGAGACGGAUACCUCGCAGGACCUUCGUGCCUCUGAUCCAAACGACCUGGAAACGCGUGCUGUUGGAUUCCGCUUACCAAGUCAGUGUGGCCCAUCUUUCACUUCCAUUCCUAUUCUCGAUUACACGGAAACAUUGUCUCCGUCUACCAAGCCUGCCUUUCUAGGAAGCCUUCGGGAGGCUCUGGUGAAUGUCGGCUUUUUCUAUCUUCAAAAUGCGCCUGUUCCAACCCAAAUUCAAGAAGACUUUACCACGAUGGCCUUUGACCUCUUUGAACUGCCACUUGAGAAAAAACUUGAAAUAGAAAUGGUUAAUAGUCCACAUUUCUUGGGCUACUCCAGGCUUGGGGCAGAAAUCACGGCAUUAAAGCCUGACUAUCGCGAACAAUUUGAUUUCGCAACUGAGCUCCCCGCGCCUGGCCCAGACGAGCCGUUGUAUAAAAACAUUGUUGGUCCUAAUCAGUGGCCGGAUGAGACCGUAAUUCCUGGAUUUCGAUAUGCACUUGAGACCUACUUAUCUGAAGUGAGCAGUCUGGCAGAGUCGUUUCCAGCGCUCAUUGCCGAGGCAUUGAGCCUUCCACCGAAUGCGUUGCACCAGGUCUUUGACAAUCCGCAGCAGCAUAAGCUCAAACUGAUCAAGUACCCUCCCCCACCUGCCUCCAGCCAUGAGGAAUCCAACUUUCAAGGGGUUGGGCCCCAUAAAGAUUCGGGAUUCCUCACUUUCCUGUUACAAGGAACCGCUCAUCACGGCCUAGAAGUUCAAAACAAGACCGGAACGUGGAUUUCUGCUCCCCCGGUGCCAGGAACAUUGGUGAUCAAUAUUGGGCGCACCCUGGAGGCAUUAACGGGUGGGAUCUGCGCAGCAACUACUCACCGCGUAAGUCUACGGCCGGAGAACUUUCAAGAUGGUAACGGCGGGUCUUUGGGGCCGAGGUUCUCCUUUCCUGUAUUCCAGGGCGUGAGUCUUGAUCUUUCCAGUAAGACUUCCCUGGAAAUCCCAGAACAUGUUCGUGCGCUUGUCAAGGAUGCCAAGGUCAAGUCAGAUGCAGAGGCAACUUUCAACGAGAUGUUCCGUGGGAGCAUUGGUGAAGGCACACUUGUAGCACGAGUCACUAGUCACCAAGAUGUUGGGCAGCGAUGGUAUCCAGAAGUAUUGGCCAAAGCAUUAAAGGGACAGAAAGAUUUUCGAGAAUAA